AUGUCACCCUCCUCCCCGUACCAGGUGCCUUCGCGGAACGAUGGGAGCUACAAAUCACCGGCACCGAUGUCCCCGGCUCCGCCCGUCCCGCCACGGAGGGUCCGGUGUCGGGACUGGGGCUCAAGCGGGAAGACGCGGCGAUCCGGAGUAGGGUCAGCGGGAGCAACAGGAGCGGAGAGGCGGGUGAAGUGCGUACUGGUGGGGGACGGAGCUGUGGGGAAAACCAGCCUGGUGGUCAGCUACACCACAAAUGGAUAUCCUACCGAGUACGUCCCGACCGCGUUUGACAACUUCUCAGCAAUGGUAUCAGUGGAUGGGCAUCCAGUCAAACUACAACUCUGUGACACAGCUGGACAGGAUGAGUUUGACAAGCUGCGUCCUUUGUGUUACACCAGUGCAGAUGUCUUCCUGCUGUGCUUCAGUGUCGUCAGUCCCGCUUCUUUCCAAAAUGUUCCUGAAAAAUGGGUGCCAGAGAUUCGAAAACACGCCCCUUUGGCUCCACUUGUUCUCGUCGGGACGCAAUGUGACCUCCGAGAAGAUGUCAAGGUCCUCAUAGACCUGGCUAAAUACAGAGAACGUCCUGUGGACCCCAUGGAUGCUCGUGACUGUGCAAUGGAGAUUGGAGCUGUGGCUUACAUGGAGUGCUCUUCUUUGACGCAAAAAAAUCUCAAGGAAGUGUUUGACACGGCCAUACUGGCCAGUCUGCAGAAUAACAGCUCUCGUAAGCAGCCGAGAGGGAAACAAAAACGGAGGAAAAAACAAAGGCAGAAACCGGACAAGAUGAAAAGCCUAUCAAAGUCAUGGUGGAAAAGCUGGGUCUGGACUCUGUCAGCACAGAAAAUCAGCUUUCUCUCUAAAGAAGCCUGAUACAGGACCUUUGCUGGAUUGUGGAAGGGAACCAAGUAAGACUGUCCCAGACGUGAAAUGUUUUUGUUCAUAUUAUGGAUAAGAUUUACUACUGAGCCUCUAGUGUGAGCCCUUUGCAGGGUUCACCUUGUGUUUCCUUCACCUGAACUGGUUCUCUUCUGAAAACAGCAGAAGAUGUGAUGGUAUUGUUCAGGAUUUGACUGGUAUUAAGUUGAAGAAGAACAUGAACUGUUUUUUCUGUGGAGUUCUGGUCAAAUCCCCUCCCAGACCUAUUAUGGAUUUUUGCGGCCUUGUAUGUGGCCUUGAAAUGAACUGGACUGUCAGCAGAAUAUGUGUUAUUGGUGACCUAAAUGCAACUAUAUCCAGUCAGUCAUUGUUCUAAAUUGCAUCUUACUUUAGACUGCUUUCAAAUAGAGCUGCCCUCAAAACCAAACUUUAUCAUCUAGGAUCAUUUAGGAUUUUCUGGCCCAGACAUGAUCACCAGACAUAAUUAAAGUCCAGCCUGUAACUAAUUUUAGUGCUACUUUUUUUUUCUUAUAAAUGGGGCCAUUGUUAUUCCAAUAGAAAAAAAAAAAAAAAAAAAAAACUAACUCAUUACGACUCUGUCCUGGCCAAAUGCACAGUUUACUGUUGUGCCACAUAAAAAAUAGUGAGAAUGUUUCACCUUUUAAUUUAGUCCUGAUCUCAGUAAUUCAUAGAUGAUUCAUAUUUUAAUUUUUGUAUGGUUUUCUUUAUGUCCUGCGAAGAUUUGGCUUCAGUUUGGAUCAAAUUUAUUCUGCAUACCUCAUGAGGGUAAAAUCACUCAUGCAUUGAUCAAAGCAGAGAUUUCCAAACAACCAUACAUUUGAAGGCAUUGUCUGUAUAUCCUAACACAGGCUUUGUUCUUUAACAGCAGGUUGUAUUUUUAUUCACAAUCCCCUUUGGGUUUGCUCUUGGUAACCAUGAUAAUUUAUCAUCCGCAUCUAUCUGACAUUGAAGGCUUAACUAAACAGUCUGAAAAUGUAGUGGUGCCAGUGUGGGUUGGUUAAUUAUAAAUCUUAUUUCAGUGGUGGCAGAUUCUUGUCUGGGCUGCACUUGACCUUAAUCAGGAUGAAGAAAAUUUUGCAAUUUCUAAUAACAUUUUUCCACAAGGCACAACUGUUCUCAGUAAAGUAGCAGACGAGAGCCUCUUUUCAAAUGAAAAUGGAAAAUCUUAGAUUGCAGACAUGUUUGAUUUUAAUAGACAUCACAAAACCAGUAAAA
This is a messenger RNA of Melanotaenia boesemani (Boeseman's rainbowfish), 2109 nucleotides long. RefSeq names its product ras homolog family member Ua (gene rhoua). NCBI's taxonomy places the organism in Eukaryota, Metazoa, Chordata, Actinopteri, Atheriniformes, Melanotaeniidae. The coding region runs from base 1 to 867 and encodes 288 amino acids. Gene Ontology annotation, biological process: small GTPase-mediated signal transduction. Gene Ontology annotation, molecular function: GTPase activity; GTP binding. The transcript is spliced from 5 exons. The record is from RefSeq and is a predicted model, not a curated record.